Molecule: messenger RNA, 1318 nt
Organism: Eufriesea mexicana
Lineage: Eukaryota; Metazoa; Arthropoda; Insecta; Hymenoptera; Apidae
Gene: DIP-lambda
Product: Dpr-interacting protein lambda
Exons: 8
Coding region: 1-1317 (438 amino acids)
Cellular component (GO): neuron projection
Source: RefSeq, a predicted model, not a curated record
AUGGCAGCACGGAAACUCGCAGCUCUCUUCACUGCGGUUCUGCAUCUUUGCUUAUGUCAGAUAACUCCAGAACCAUUGCCAGAAUUUUUAGCUCCUUUGGAGAAUCACACAGUGAUCCAAGGCCGUGACGCUUACUUCACUUGCGUCGUUAAUAAUUUACAUUCGUACAAGGUGGCCUGGAUGAAGUCCGAUUCUCGAGCAAUUUUGGCAAUACACACGCAUUUAAUAGCGCAUAAUCCACGGCUCUCGGUUACACAUAAUGGGCAUAACACGUGGAAGUUACGCAUAUCGAAUGUUCAGAAAAAUGAUUCCGGCACUUACAUGUGCCAAGUGAAUACCGAACCCAUGCGAAGUCAGAACGGAUACAUGGUAGUCGUCAUACCACCGGAUAUAAUGGACGAUAAGUCUGCUGAUGGCGCGGUAACUCACGAAGGUGGAGAAGUAACGUUAAAGUGCGUUGCAACAGGUUCACCAAAGCCCACUGUCACAUGGAAACGAGAAGAUGGACAGAACAUUGUUAUUAGGAAGGACGGAAAAAAACAACUGUUGGAAACCUAUGUAGGUGAAACUUUAGUGCUGUCUGGAGUUCUUCGACAAGAAAUGGGCACGUACCUUUGCAUAGCCAGCAACAAUGUGCCUCCAACGGUCAGCAAACGUUACUCCGUGCAAGUUCACUUCCGGCCUGUUGUAAAAGUACCAAAUCAACUACUAGGAGCACCAAUUGAUAGUAAUGUUCUUCUUCAGUGCCUAGUUGAAGCUUCUCCACAAGCAUUAAAUACUUGGCAUCACAGUACAGGUAGAAAGUUGUCGCCCAAUGCAAAAUAUUCGAUAACAGAGUACGCAUUGAAUGAGUACUCUUGGCAAAUGAAUCUUACUAUCAAUUCUCUGAAAAAAACGGAUUUUGGAGAAUACAUUUGUUCGUCUUUAAAUGCUUUUGGAAAUGCUACUGGUAUGAUUCAUUUACGAGAAUUAGACAUUGUUGCAAAAACAACACCCAGUAUCUUCGUGAAAAAUACCGACCUGAAACCUCGAAAGAAACCUAUAACAAAAGGCAGAAAGGAGAAUAGCAAUAGCGGUGGCAGAAGACUCCAUUUAGGAAGUUCCGACGAUUUCGAUUCUUCUGGAAACGAUGACGACCUUAGUACUACACAGAUCAUGGCUGGUAGUACACUUCAUGAAGGCCAUAGAACAGAAAGACCAUUGGUAUUACCAUCGUUAUUUCCCCCAUCGGUGAUUAUGAACACUGCUAACUCUAGGCAUCAUUUACCGAUCACGCUUUUUUCGUUAUUCAUCUUAACUAUGAUACUAAUUCCUUAAA